Saccharomyces kudriavzevii IFO 1802 is the source of this 1089-nucleotide messenger RNA. It is a transcript of the gene HIF1, whose product is annotated as Hif1p. The transcript has a single exon. The record is from RefSeq and is a predicted model, not a curated record. The coding region runs from base 1 to 1089 and encodes 362 amino acids. NCBI's taxonomy places the organism in Eukaryota, Fungi, Ascomycota, Saccharomycetes, Saccharomycetales, Saccharomycetaceae. Gene Ontology annotation, molecular function: protein binding.
AUGGACACACACAUUCAAAGUGCAAGGGCUUUGCUAGCGCAGAAAAAGUUUGUAGAGGCUGCUAAACGCUGCCAACAAACCCUGGACGCAGUUCCCAAGGGUGGUCCGCUGCCCGAUCCUGAGCUGUUUAGCAUCUUUGCACAGGCAGUGUACAACAUGGAGGUGCAGAACUCAGAUAACCUAUUCGGGGGGGCUCUCAUGCCAGGAAACGAUGAUUCAGGCUCUGAAUCUGAAUCUGAGUCUGACGUGAGCGGUGGGGAAGAUGAGGACGAGAAUCCCCAGGUGGAAAUGCCAGAAUCAAGGAUGUUCCAAUUUGACCAAGAGGAGGAAGACUUGACGGGUGACGUCGAUGGCAGUGACAGAGACGAUAGUGACGAAGGCAGUGAACAUGAGGAGGAAAGCGUAGCAGAAGGGGAAGAGCAAUCAGCAUUGCAGGGACUGGUGGACUUCAGUCCACUCAAGGAGCACGACGAUGAAAUCGAAGAUCUUUCGCAACUUCGCCAGUCCGGUUUCCAGGUUUACUUCGAAAAUGACCUGUACGAGAACGCUCUUGACCUACUGGCACAGGCAUUGAUACUUCUGGGACACUCUUCAACAGAUGGCCAACGUGUAACCGAUAAAAGCAGCUCGCGUAUCGGUGAUGUGUACAUUCUGAUGGGGGACAUCGAAAGGGAAGCAGAGAUGUUCGGUAGGGCCGUCCGCCACUACGUGAAGGCAUUGGGCUACUACAGGACCCUGCAAGACACUGAAGAAGUGAGCGAUAAGACAAUACAGGCGGAGUUCCUAGUGUGCGACGCCCUAAGGUGGCUGGACCAGGUGCCUACCAAGGACAAGCUGGAAAGAUUCAAGCAUGUCAAGAGCCUGCUUGAAAGGUAUAUUGCCACGAGCCCCAAGAACACAGAGCUGCAGCAGGCAAGGCUGGCGCAAAUUCAAGACGACAUUGACGAAGUGCAGGAACAACAACAGCAUGGUUCCAAGAGACCUCUCUCGCAGGCCACGACCUCCAUCGGCUUUCCCGCUUUCGACAAACCCCUUGACGACUUCAACGACCUGUCUCAACUGGUCAAGAAGAAGCCCAGAAGGCAUUGA